This is a messenger RNA of Paramormyrops kingsleyae, 5673 nucleotides long. NCBI's taxonomy places the organism in Eukaryota, Metazoa, Chordata, Actinopteri, Osteoglossiformes, Mormyridae. The record is from RefSeq and is a predicted model, not a curated record.
AAUAAAUCAGACAAGAGCGGGACUAUUCUUCACGGCGGAGGAGCAGAGCCGAUCGCAGGGUCCACAGCCAGCAGCAUCUCCCCUCGGCGAGGCUGCCUUGGCGUUUCCUUCCGCGGGAUGCAGGCAGAGCCUCUGUCAGAGCCUGGCAUCUCGCAGCACGUGGAUAUUCGUAGGUAGACGUCACGGAGGACGACGGUGCCUUGCUGCAGAAGAGAAGGCAUUGAUCUCUGUAUCUUCCUGCUCUUUUUCCCAGGAAUCUGAUAUACAGCAUGUAAGAAAUCAUAUCAAUACGCUUGAUGUUGCCGUUUUGACAAAAACGUAAAUAAUCGACUGGAUACUGGGAAGUAAAUACGUAACACGACUAAAUAUAAAUCGGCGGAAAUGUGUCCGCUUCGGUCCUGGAUAAACACUGAUGUCCAGUCCGGCCGAUCCGGGGAACUGCGCUCAUCGGAGGACCCUGAAAUGAAUGAAGACGCCCUUUCAUAAUGACAGCCAGCGUUUUAUACGUGCACUUCUCCUCUCCUGCUGUCCUGAUUUAAAUAUUUGAAGUUUUUCGUCCAGAUUUUAUUUUUCUGCUAUGUCAAGAAAUGGGAACGCACACAAAGCGUUGAAACAGAAGCGCUUAGCCGGAGGCGAGAUGUGGCUAACCAAGUGAAGACAGAACUGCACACUUUGGGGGGUAUUUCCAUUGCGUAUCAUGUCACGGCUGAGAGAUCGCGAUGUUGAUAUUACCUAGCUUUAUAAAUUAAUCAUAAAGCCCUCUUCGCGGAUUAUGCUGUUUAAUUAUAGCUAGCUGGUUUUGUGAUUAUCUGGGACAGAAAUGACACCCGGCCACCCACACUGACCCACUGACUGAGUCUGCAGGUGCGGUCUUUAAUUCCACUCAAAUGUGCAUGACAUAUUUUCUUGCAUUGCAUAAUGUUUAAACUUGAACCAGUACUCCCCCUCUUAAAUGAACUGAUGUAAAUAUGUAAAAAUUGCAUGUGGCAAUCGAAAGAUGGUUUGUUUACCGUUUAAUUUUUAGGCAAAUAGCUUCUAGGGCGAUCUUGUUAAUAUAUGGUGAUGGAGCGAAAUGUUACCCAAUAAAGUCCAAGAUAUACAGGCAGCCCGCACAUCUGAGCAUCCCGCGAGGAAUAACACGAGAUACCGUGGUCUCUCCUCGGAAGGGAGCACGGCCACUAUCAGCCGAGAGUGAGACGCGGGUGUCCGGCAUGGAGACAGUAGGAGAUUUUGAGUAUAACAAAAAGGACCUUGUGGGACACGGAGCCUACGCGGUGGUGUUCAAGGGGAGACACAAGAAGAAAAAGGGCUGGGAAGUGGCCAUCAAAAGCAUCAGUAAAAAGAAUCUCUCCAAGUCUCAUUUUCUCUUGGGCAAGGAGAUCAAAAUAUUAAAGGAGCUUCAGCAUGAAAACAUAGUGGCGCUCUACGAUGUCCAAGAAACGGCCGCCUCAGUCUUCUUGGUCAUGGAGUUCUGCAACGGAGGCGAUCUGGCUGACUACCUACACGCUCACGGCCCCCUGAGGGAAGACAUUCUGCGAGCUCUUCUCAAGCAGAUUGCAGCUGCCAUGCAAGUGCUCCACAGCAGGGGAGUCGUUCACCGGGACCUCAAGCCUCAGAACAUCUUGCUGUCACACACAGGCAGCAAGAAGUCCGGUCCCUCUGGGAUCCGUGUCAAGAUAGGUGACUUUGGCUUUGCUCGGCACCUCCAGAACAACAUGACGGCGGCCACGCUCUGUGGGUCUCCCAUGUACAUGGCUCCAGAGGUGAUCAUGUCCCAGAACUACGGUGCCAAGGCAGACCUGUGGAGCAUCGGGGCAGUGGUAUACCAGUGUCUGGUGGGCAGGCCGCCGUUCCAGGCGAGUUGUCCCCAGGAACUGAGGCUCUUUUAUGAGAAGAACCGGAUCCUUGUUCCCGAGAUCCCAAGCGGGACCUCUCCACAUCUGGCACACCUGCUUCUCGGCUUGCUGCAACGGGACCAGAAAGAUCGCAUGGAUUUCGGUGCCUUUUUUAACCACCCCUUCCUUACGGCCACCGAAAUGGUCCAGAAAUCCUGCCUGGUGUUCAUGGCCAGGCCCCCGGAUCCCUUCCCGGGACGGCACCCUUCCUGUCACUCCGCCUCUGCCGUGUCUCUCGCAGACCCGGUGGUGACCUUUAUUAAACCGGCCCAUGACAUGUGUGGGUCCAGGAAGACAGGAGCAACCGCCUCAGAUACAAGGGUCCUCUGUGUGGUGACUCCGUGCACCAGUCGUCCAAUAGGAGCAGUCAUACGCAGGCCAUCUGUUGAGUCUCAGCCAAUGAAGGCAGUUGGUCGAAGGCCCUCCAGUGAGUACCAGCCCCUGAGAGUGGCUGGCCAAGUGCCCUGCAGUGAGGCUCGACCAAUGGGAAAGGCGGGCCGACAUCCAUCUAACGAAUGCCUCCUGUUCCCGGGGAUGCCUCAGCCCUCCCCCAGACGUGGUGCUUCAGAGUGCACCCAUGGCAGAUUAACACCCGGACCCAUGACCCCCCAGCCUGUGCUGGUCAUCACCCCCAGGUCUAGCCCACUGUGUCGUUCCAGUACCAGUCCUGUGGCUUUCCCCAGAGUGUGCUCUACAGACAGAUCCCGGCCUGUGUGUCGGCGCCGGUCCACAGGGUCCACCCGGCCUUUCUCCCCCAUACCUCUGGCACCUCCAUCUCCGAUACACUGGGCUCCCACUCAGACCGACGUACAGCCACCUCAGCGAAAGCUCCUCAAGCAGCACUCCGACCCCCUGCACUCUGCUCGCUCGACCCAGUCCAGCUGCCCAUCCCCUCAAAAGCCCCGUCCUGUCAGCUUGGGCACCACCCCAACCUGGCAGCUGGCCACCACCCCUCGCUCUUCUGAUUGGUUCUUGAGGACCCCACUCCCCACCAUCAUUGGCUCUCCCACAAAGACCGUGGCACCUUUCAAGGUUCCCCAGACCCCCCCAAGUCAGAGCUUCUGCCCCCAAUAUGUAAACAUGCACGGCGCCCGCUCUCGUCAGCCAGACCCCAGGGCCACAAGGAGUCACUUUGGCAGGUCCGUCAGUGCUGGUCGCAUCUCGGAUCGAUCACCUGGGCCCGGUCUGAGAAGGCGUUUUCUCCACUGCAGCACUGACAGCCUGGAGAGGCUUGAGGAUGCAGUGACUGUUAGAGGGGUGGUCGGCAUAGUGCCGCCAGAUCCCCCCCAGGGUGCGGCCUACACCAGCCCCCCUCCUAGCCUGGAGAACCUCGUUACGUUUGAGGCCCCUGAGCUGCCUGAAGAGACACUUAUGGAGGAGCAUGCGGACACCCUGGCACACCUGCGGAUCAUGCUGUCAUUCGCGGAUGUUGUGCUGGAGAUGGUGACGCGGCGAGGGGGCGGAGCCGAACUCUAUGGUCCCCAGGACAGUGUUGUGGUCGACCAGGUCGGCCAGCUUAGCAAACAGUGGGGGCAGGUGGAGCAGCUCGUCCUCUACAUGAAGCUGGCACAGGUUCUGGCGUCUGCUCUGCACUGCGCCAAAGCUCAGGUCACGUCGGCCAAGCUGCAGCCCUCAACUGCCGUCAAACAAGUGGUGAGGGAUCUGAACGAUCGCUACAAGACCAGCGUCGCGUCCUGCCGCCUCCUCACCGAGCAGCUCCAUGGCUUCUUCUCUGACAAGCAGCGCUUUGUGGAUGAGGUCGCCAGCGUAGCUGCGGAGAAACUCAUCUACAACCAUGCGGUGGACAUGGUCAAGUCUGCUGCACUGGAUGAGAUGUUCCAGCAGGGGGCCGACAUCAGCCAGCGCUACACGGCGGCGUCUGUGCUCCUGCAGGGCUUGUCCAAAAUUCUGCAGGACCCCAUCGAUAUUGAGAACGUCAACAAGUGCAAAGCCAGCGUGGACCGGCGGAUAGCAGCACUGACCUAGCAAAUGCCGCGUCUUGUUUCGGUGGACAGAACCCCCCUCCCCUUACCGGAACCACGUGGUCACUCGCUGCUUGGAUAGAAGCCAAAACCAAGCCGAAACACCUAAGAGAACUUCUGAAGAACGGAGGAACACAGGGGACACUAAAUUGAAGGGCAGAUCCCGGGUGCCGAACAGCUCGCUGACAUGAGAUAUGCGACCAGUUCGGCAUGGAGGAUCGUGACGAGAAAGGAAAUCAUACAGUAUGUGGUAUCAAACACAGAAGAACCAGAUGAUAAAGGGCAAGGGUUAGCCAACUUCAGAGUGUCGCCACUGGACCUGGAAGUGUUGAUACUUUAUUGAUUUAAAAUGUAAUAAGGUUUGCAGAGAGUGUUGGAACUUGUCUCACUGUGCUGAAUGAACAGAUGGGUUUAUUUGUGUUUGGCAGGAAUACUAAGAAAUGCUAGAACACACACACAAAUACAAACAUCACAGAAAUAUCAACAGCAGUAUCAGCAGCAGAGGAGACUACAGCUGUUUACUUACAUGGUGGGAGUGCUACAGUAUGAUUGGAGUUCUGACACAUUGACUCCACCCCUAAGGUCCUCACCUGGCUCCACCCCCUCGGUGGUGACGUCAUGGUGAGCGACAUACCCACUGUUGCCGUAGACCAUGACCCCAUCUCAGGAAAAACAGAUCAACACAGAAACACAAUGACCAACACGUCAGCAGUCUUCCGACACGGGAAAACGGGACAUCUGAAAGUAAAAAAAAAACAGCAUCGGAACAAUAUUUUUUAUUAAAUUAUAUACAUUUGUUAGAAGAUGUUGAUAUAUUUAUAACUUAAUAUAGCUGACCGUUUUUCCAGUGUAAAUAUCUUGUUUUGCAUAUCAUGUUUAUGAAUGUGUGAGGAAGCAGGUGAAAGCCAGAUGCUCUUUAGUGUGGCACUUCUCUGACCAGUCCUCAGGGAACCCAGACGGUCCCCAUUUUUCUUCUCCCCCAAUUCCCUGGGAGUUGGGAGGGAGUAAAAACAUGGACUGUAUGGGGGUCCCCGAGAAUUGGUCUGAGAAACACUGCUUUAGAGAGGUACUGUGCUGAGAUUCAGUUGGAACUCGGCAUUACUGAUGCUAUCACAAUCCCCCUACUAUCCUGCACACCCACUGUCCCAUCCCAGUGACCCUAAGAUUCUUUUACUCUUGUAAAUAUUUGUUAAGAUCAGUAUGGGAUGUGUUUUGCUGUUGAAAACUUUACAACCAAGAUGGCUGUUACUGGGUCGUUCUGUGGGCAUCUCCACCAGGAGAUAACACUCCGUUAUAGACGCAGGAAAUACUUUGCCGCAGAGCUAAUCCACUGGGGGGGUUGGCAGUGAGUGUUUCCUGUUCUGAGAGUUAUGAGAUAGCAUGAAGGGUGCUGUGGAAGGCCUCUGUGUGACGAGCCAGCAAAAAGCAGCUUCUGAAGUGGAAGAGGGUUAGGUAUCUCCCUGGUAUAAUAGGAGUACUUUAACCUGGUGUAUCUGUUAUGCCUAUGGGUGAGAAUUCAGGAAAAAUUGUCUAACAAAAGAAAAAUCAUGUAAAUGUGUACUGUACUAUUCAAGAAAUGACAGAAUGUAUUAAUCCCCUUUCUUAAUCUUUCUUGUUCAACAGAAUAUUUAUACCUGGGAAUAUACAUCACCAAUGGAUGUAGGUAUUUCACUUUUCUGUGGUCUGCGACCUAUUUUUCAAAUGAAAACGGUACUGUGUGGUUCAGUUUCUAAGUAGAGGAAUCACUGGGGAUGCAUUAAUUACCAGGUGGAUAAUUAAAGGAACCUUGAAUUUCA